AUAUACAUAUAUCUGAGAGGCUGGGAGGGAGGGAAGGGGUAAUGGGCCUAAUUACCCUUUAAAAGCAACAUGGCAGCAUUUGGGAAAACAAGCAUGAGAAGACUACUGACUUCAAGGUGAUCUGAUCGGUCCAUCAUGUGGGCGUGGGCAUUACUUCCCAUCACCCUGGCAGUGUUUGGGACUAUUGGGAUGUGGGCUGUGUAUGCCAUAGCUGUGUCCAAUAACACUGUUAAUAUAACCCAAGAAUUCCCUUUCAUCAGCACAUGUGGCUCAUACAACCCCCAGAGCUGCCUGUUUUCUCAGAUCUGCAACAUAUGCUGUGUGUUGGCUUUGUGGAUUGUCACAAUCAGAUUUCAGCAGGUCCGUGAUUUGGGCUCCGGGUCUCAUUUAAACAUGGCCGGUUUGGUGCUUGGCUUCAUCUCUAGCAUUGGGAUUUCCAUUCUAGGAAACUUCCAGCAAUCCGUUGUGAAGGGGGUUCAUCUGCUUGGGGCACUCUUGGCCUUCUUCCUGGGUUUGGUUUAUUUCUGGAUCCAGGCGUGGCUUUCGUACUACAGCCCGCCGUCACAUGACCGCAAGUGGGUGGUGCCAGGGCGCAUUAUCCUCUGCAGCCUGUGUACUUGUUUGGUCAUCUGCAUGUAUGUUCUCUAUAAAACAGGGUUUCGCUCUGAAGCUGCCAUAUGUGAGUGGGCUCUGGUCAUGUGUUUUUUUGCGCUCUUUGCGAUUUUUGCAGCAGAGUUCAGACACAUUGACUGCCACAAGCUCACCGUACAGAACAAGGAAAGGAUUAGCACCAGUAAUGCUACUGGUGUGUGGACGAUACAGGAGAUUCACUGAGGAACAUCUGGCAAGUUGUGUGGUAAUCAGACAGAUAAGUUGAACAAACUCGCCAUUUAAUGGACUCAAUGAACUGAAUUCAUGAGCAUAUUGUUUACUUUACAUUUACAUGAUGUUAAAUUAUAGUUUAUAAUUAAAAAUGUGUUUUAUCAGUGUAGUUUUCCAAUUAUACCUCAGCCUGGAUCUCUUUGAUUUGUUUUGUAGCGUUGAAGACUUUGUUUGCAUAAUGUUAUUAAAUAUAUUCUGUUAUAAAUAUUUAACUCUAUCUGACCAUUAUAAGAAAGCUGUUAUUGACUAUGAAUAAAUUUGACAUCACAAAGUGAAAUAAAUAAGACGGUAUGGUGGUCUUUAACAUUUUCAGUAAUUCGGUUGUAGUAGGCCCUCAGUUUAGCUAGAUCUGCCCCAUGCAGUGAAACUAGCUGCUAAGAAUUGCGAAUCGUUUUGUCAGGUUGUCACAGUCAUUUGCGGUUGCUAGGCAGUUCUAGGUUGUCCCCUUUAGACCUUAUGCACCAGACACACAAGUGCCAUCUUUAGAAUUUUGUCUUAGAACUUCAGUUUUUUUUUUUUUGCAGUAGCUCUAUAGCAUCACUGUUGAAGAAUAAUUAGCUGGUGGAGUUAAUGAAAAUUAUCAUGAGCAUUGUAUUGUUUCAUAUGGAUGUCAUGACAAAUGUCAGCAGACCGGGAAGAUUUUAAAAUGAGUGGUUCAUUCAUAAAUUCGUACAACCUUAUCUUCAGAUCGGAAGACAAUGAGUGCAAUUUAUUUAAAGGCGGACUACAUAUAGGUCUGUGCAUGGCUUUUUGGAUUAAAAUGCACAUCUAACCCAGCAAAAUCAGGACGUGAUUCCUCUAUUUUGUUUUACUGAGAUUGCAAGAUGGCAGGCCGCUCUAAGGUGACUGAAACCCAUCGACAGAUGAAGGCCAAAGGGAUGACCCUUUCAGCCACUGCAAGAGAAGCUGGACGGACUGAAAAGAGACGUCACACUGCAAAACUGGUCAAGCUAAGAACACUGAAAUAAUGAAAUGGCCGGGCCAGAGUCCUGAUCUAAACCCGACUGAAAGUCUCUGGAAAAUCCUUGGCGACAAAGUUAUGUCUAAGAACCCCACUGCAGUUACUGAACUGUGGAAGAGACUGGAAGAAGAGUGGACCAAGAUCACACCAGCGCAGGGAGAAACUAGUGAUGUCCUGCGGCCGCAGAUGAACUGAAGUCAUUCAAAGCAAGGACCUCUACAUUUACUAAUUUCUGACAGCUGAUCCUCCAAAAUUUUAGUUGUAAUCAUCUUUCGUGCAACAGUGGUUACUGUUCUCUAAUUUUGAUCACUGUGUUUUCCACAAUUAUUAUUAUUAUUAUUUUUUUUUUUUCUUUGAUAUUUUGUCAAACAUGUUAUUGGAACAGUGGUAUACCUAUAGCUAAUAUUCUUUCAAAUUUUGAGCGAUAAAGAUUAAAAAUAUUUUAUAAUAGUUCAUAAUAGUUUAAAAAAAUAGUUUAUAGAUUGUUCUUUAAUGUUGAUCUCUGCUGUGUUGUAUAUUCCACUAAAUGAAAGUCUGAGGGUGCAGGCUAGGGUAUGUCAUUUAGACAAGGAAUAGACCAACUACCCUCAAGUGGAAGAGAUUUGAGGUUCCGUUCAUAAUUUGCAGGUCAAAAUAUACGAAGUUUGUUUGAAAAAUUCAUGUUGCAAUAGUAAUAAACACUGCUAAAAAAUAACGUGUGACACAAACGCCUAAUGAAAGUGCCUUUACAUAAAGCAAACACCAGAGGGAGCUCUGGGCCUGAGGUGAUCUUAUAUUUGCUUUACUCGAGUUCAUCUCACUGGUAAAUUGUGUUUUAGAACGUCUUUAGCUAAAAAAUAAAUAAAUAAAUAAAAGCAACAUCCAAACAGUGUUAAAAAGUAAUUUAGGUUAAAUGAGAAAUACAUUACUUCUCGCUGGUAGACUUACACAUGACAACUGCCCAGCUCGUGCCAUUCAGUAAGUCAGUCAAACAAGCCUGUGAAUUUGGACACAACACAGUUAGACAUGAUUUUCAGAUGGGAAACAGCAGCAGAGAGCAGUCUGUGCGUCUCACGAUGACAUUCUUUCACAUACACAUUGCUCUCAAUGGGUGGGGAAAAUCUGAACAAAAAAGAGAGAGGGACACGAGAGGGCAAAUGAAGGGAACUUAAAGGCAUGUUGAAAAGUCCUGGGAAUCUGUUAUUUCUUUCUCUUUUCUAUUUUAAUAUCCUUUCAUCCUUUCAGUGUUUUUCUAAAAUCUGAGCAAUCUUUGGAUAUCUGCUUGUUUUGGUUCAGGUUUUUAGCGAGUAGGGUCAGAUGAGUUAUGCUGUCGUUUAAACACUGACUCGCCGCAAAAUCUUUAACACAAAGUAAACUUUGAAUCCAUUGGUAGCUCAUAAAAAUGGAAUACUAUCUAUCUAUCUGUCUGUCUGUCUAUCAAGUUGAAGGUGAAGUUUGACCUGCAAAUUUGUAUAUUGAAUAGAUAAUAGAUUAUAAAAUGCCUCAAACGCUCAAAGCCUAGUGCAACCACUGCUUUACUCCCUUAGCCAACCAGAAAGUGUCCCUGGCUGCCAUCCUUAUCCACCAUGAAAUUCACACAUGGCAUCACUGUGACCUUUUAACAGACUUGAACAGACAUUUAAUACAGAGGCAAAGUCAAAGGGCUCUGGUGUUAUAUAUGGGGUAAAUGCUGUGUUUGGCUAAAGGGCAUCAAGUCUGGCUGGCUCUUAUGUAAUGCCUCCGUGUGUCUGUAUCAAGCGUGCGUUUGUUCUGUCUUUGUUUUAAAAGCGCAGCAGGCCUCAGGUCCACCGUGCUUUUCACCUCGACCGUAAUCUCUGUUCACGCCUGCGUUAUUCCAGAUUAUUCUUAUCCCUUGCACAACUCCUGCUGGGCAACAAUAGCACUACCGUACUAUCUGCAAAGCAAACGGCCUGCCUGCCACCUCAUACACACACGGCUUAUCAGCAAACAGCCAAAUCCUGCCCGAGAGAGAAAGCAAGAGUGCGGAAAAAAGAAAGCCAGUCGGUUCGUCGGGUUUAAAAUGUUCCAGCUAUGAGGGCGAGAGCACAACAGAGGCAUAAAAUCUGAUUUAGGCCUAAAAACCUUAAUCUCCUCGAUCCAUAAUCUAACAGGUCUGGAAUUUCCCCAGCUGUUAGGAAAGAGGGAGCGAGGGAGCAAAAGUCGUGCCGCUGUUUCCAGCGAGUGGGCAUCUCCAGUCAUGAUCUCAUCCCGCAGCGCUGGCACUCUCAAGCAGAGAGCUGCCCUUUUACUCAAAAAUGCCAAGCGCACCACAUUCCUACACUCUGAAAAGUCCCUAAUUGCUGAGAUACACAUUCAAACGGCCCUCUUAUAGAGAACAAUCAGACAAGACUUAAUUAUAUAAUUAUAUGCGACCGGACCCCCGCACACAGACGGACACACUUCGGGACGUUUGUGACCGUAUAUGAGGUUUAUUUGAGGAGAGGAGAUUGGGUGUUUCCGCAUUUGGGUGAACAGAAGUGAUCUUUAUCAGAGGUUAUUAAGUGUCUCUGUGUGAUUCUCUGUGUCCGUAUCUGUGUUAUGUUGUUCUAUACAUGUUACACUAUAGCGCGCUGCUUGGAUGGCAUAAUAUUGUAUUCCAUUUACAAAAACCCAAAAGGAUUUAGCAUCAACUUUUGUAUUAUUGCAGGAAAUAAGCUCUGUGACCAACAACAGUUUAUGAAUCUUGCAUGUUUUUUUUUUUCAUCAUAAUAUUCACAAAUGAAUUUUGAAGCCUAAAUACAAUCGGCAGAGGUAAAAAGUUAAAGUUAGGCUUCAAACGAACUACACCACUCUCGCGUGACUCCAAUGUCACCACCACUAAGCUUAGACAACUCUUUUCAUCUUUAUUUAAAAUCCACAAGUUGGAAAGUUUGUGUUAGAAUACUUGAUGUAAUUGUGUGUAUAAACAUGAGGCUGUAAAAAAGGACUAAUGAGUUUUCUUGAUUGGUGUGACAUUUAAUGUCCCCCACAACCUCUGUAAUCCCAUUUAGCAACUGUUUAACAACUGCAUUUCAUAAGAUGCACAAAGUCAUGAGUGGUGUAUUGUCAUAGAAUAAAAUGCAAAAAUGUCUUGAUCUAAUUUCAGGCAUUUAACCAGAAACCCAUAAAAAAUAACAACAUUGAAUUAGGAUGAUGGAACUGUAAGUUUUAGGUCUCAUUUCUACAGCACAUUAUUCAUUCGUCUCUGUCUUCACCCUCUCCAUAAAUUUUCUUUUUCUUUUUUUCCCUUUUUCUUGGCCCCAAAGCUUGUGCCGUCUGGGCACUUGACCCAUUGAAAAUCCCCACCUGCCAGUCCAACACAAUACCUCUCCUCCUGAGGACUUUAGUUGAGUUUCUCAGCUCAGCAGUUUUGAACUCCUGUUUAGUUGUGCCCAACUCACCUCAACUGAGCAUUGUUCAUCCCAACUCGUCAACUAAACCCAAAUGAUCUCAUCUGAAGUCAUCCCAUUUUCUCUUGACUUAACUCAAGUCAUCUUAUGUUAUUUUAAGACAUCUUCUCAACUCAAAUGAAGUCUUCUCAAAUACAUUUAAUCUCAAGUCCACUCAUCCCAAGUCCUCUCAACUUAAAGGAAUUGUUCACCCAAAAAUAAAAAUUCUGUGAUCAUUUGCACACCCUACUGUCAUUCCAAACCUACACGACUUUCUUCUACGGAACACAAGAGAAGAUAAUAUUUUGAAAACUCUCAGUAGGGUCCAGUGUGGUUUGGACCCCAACAUUCUUCAAAAUAUCUUAUUUUUGGAGUUUUCAAAAGAAACGACAUGGAUCAGUAAACAAUUUUUAUUUUUUAUUUUUGGGUGAACUAUUAACCUGUUUCAAGUAAACCCAACCCAUCUCAAGCCUUCUAAUGUUAACUCAGCUCAACUCAUCUGUGCUCAUUCCAACUCGAGGCAACAUAGAGGAGAGUGGUAUUGUGUUGGACUGGGAGGUGGGGAUUUUUUGGGGUCAAAUACCCAGAAUGCAAUGGGGGUGCAUAGAGUGAGAGGAAGAAAAGUGAAAUUAGUGGGUGAAAAGAGAGAUAGGAUGAAAUGCACAGAAUGGCUACAUAAUUAUGAUCGUUGGCGUAUGGAUAAAGAUAAUCACACAGACAUUUAUGACCUCUGUCACUGAUAAAGAUCUUUUCUGUUCACCCACACGCAGAUGAGACUGGCACAUGCCGCUGUUGACUUUUGGCUUGCUGUCAGAUCUUCCAGUGGGACGCUGGAUGUGCUGUUUUCCUCUGUGGGACCCUUAACAGGACACAACAAACUUUUAUCAUCACUUUUGGACUUCAGAGUAGAAAGUGAUUAAGAUUCAGUUCAAACACGGCUCAGUUUAACUAAACAGAGCCUCUAUCUUUCUCCUUUUUCUGGUGUUGUUGGCGCAAUAAACAAUAAUUACCCAGUGAGGGCAGAAUAUGGGUGUAUCCGAGUAAGAUAUUCCUUUUUAAACAUCUAAAGCUCCUGGCCUCUCUGGCUUGGGUGAAGCAGUCAUGUGGUUCAUCAAAGUCCUCUGGGUAGAUGGGGCUCUUGUUUAGUGGUAGACACAGGGUGCAUGUGUGCUUUGAAACGUCUGUGCCUCAGGCUCUAUGCGUUCAUGUUUGAUGUGUGGCAUGGUGGUGGUUUCACAUGGAUCUUAGUGGCUUUGAGAUGAGCACAUUUUGCUCUCUGGGAAAAUGGAGCAGUUCAAAGAAGUUUUACAUUUUGGGAUGUUGUACUGUCCUGUUCCUGAGAAUGGUGUCGCUAUCAACAGGUGUGCAUGUAGACUGAUUUGAAGAUGUUGCCGUUUGAUGCUUUUUUUUUUAAACGUGUAAAAAUACUUUAAGCUCCACACAUUGCACACAACAGAUGGCUGUGUUGGCUCGAUGUGGAACAGCCGGGUUGUGUAAAAUAGUUUUGCUUUAUAAAAUAAUACCCACAAUGAUUAAAAAGGUUAUACGUAAUAUAAUAUUUUUAUUGGUUAAAAUCCAAAACUAUUAAUUUCAGUGAUUUAUUUAACCUGUAUCAGGUUACAGAACCCCAAAAAAGUCCAAACGAAUGUUCAUUCGUUCUCCUGAUAACCUUUGCAAGAUGCCACGGUGUGGUUGAGACCUUUUUCUUUGAAUACUGUGACCUUUUUCCCAGACCUGAUGCCUUAAGGAACAGUUACUGGAAAUCUCAAGCAAGGUGGAUAUUAUAAUGAAGAACUAUUCCAUUAUGUAACCAAGAUGACAUUUCAAACCCUGCUGGUGGGACAUCGGCUCCAAAAUUAGACCUAGGUGUCCUGUCUGCAUGCUUGGUGUAAUUUGAUUUGUUAUAUCAUGACAACUCUCUGAAGGUUUUAGCAUGGUAAUGUACAUGACAAUGUUAAUGUAUUUGGUCUUGGCGGAAUAGAUCUGCUAUGCUGCUGCUGCUGAAUUGUUGCUGCUGUUGGUUAUUGCUGUAGUUGUAGAUUAUUGCUGCUGCUGCAAAGCAAGUACAGGAACUGACUACUGCCAAUGCAUACGCCGAUACGGUUCUGUGAGUUUUUACGUCACAACUAGCAUAUAUAAUAACCUGUAGCAGAUCUAUACAGGUGGAGCUGGGGAGGUGGAGGGUUUCAGAGGAACUCUUAAAGCGCGCUGCGAAAUGCUCUAGUCAAUGCUAACGAGCCAUUUAAAUGUAGAGCAGCAAGCUUAUUGGCUGCGCAUGCAAUAUGAACCAAUCAGCUUCUGCCAAGUAUAAUUUAAGGCUGUGAAUAUCAUCAGUUUGCAUUGACGACCCAUCACCCUGCGAGGUUCAUGAGAGAAAUUGGCAUUUAAGUCAGGUACACUUUUUUUAUUUGUUUGUAUUUUAAAUUGUCUUGUGUUUUGAUGGUUGCUCGUCAGACUGUACAACUGUAAAAGCCAAGGCUGACUGUGCAACAUACAAUCAGAUUUACAAAAUGCAUCUUGACACUGUUAAUAGGCACGUAAUAACGAUGUCAGAACAUCACAUGAUUAACACAAGAAAUGGAAAUGGUGCUGCACAAACUGAAAUUCAGUUAUAGCAGUAUUUCUCUGUUGUGGAAAACAAACAAAAGGACAUUUUGAGUGUCAUAUGUUGUGCAAGAGUGAAUUUGUGGACUACUCAAAAUACUGCUAAUAGUGUUGUCAUAACAUGAAGAAAAUAUAAUAAAAUGUUUGCGCAUCAUGUAGUUAAGAUACGAAGUACAAAUAUUUGUAACUGAACAUCUCUCAGUUGCUCUGUACUUAUCGCUUAUUUAGAUUGCUGUCAUGGGAGUCACACUGCAGGACCGCAGAACUUCGUCAGAGAUUUAUCAUGAAGGAAAUUAAUCAGUGACUAUUACAUCCUAAAUGAUUGCAGAUUUUGCCUUAUGACUAAAUAAAUGUUUUAUGGUUGACAAAAUAUGUCUUAAAAUGUGGCCAAAAUCCUUUAGGGUUGGUACUUUUUCCCUCUCAUUCGCAUUUCGGAAACAUAACAACAGAUUGGUGCAUUUUGAAAUUUUCCCCACCAACAUGCAGCAUUAAAUUUGGAUGCAUUUUAAAUUAAUCCUGUGAUGAUUCAUCCUCAAGACAUUCAGUCUGAUAACAACCCCCUGGGAUUGUUGGAAUACAUCGCAGUUCUCCCAGGCUACAAACUGCUCGCGUCAUAUAGGCUUUCCUCCUUGUCCUAAAAAAGACACGCUCCACUCUUAUUAGCCGACUGCAGC
Molecule: messenger RNA, 8489 nt
Organism: Onychostoma macrolepis
Lineage: Eukaryota; Metazoa; Chordata; Actinopteri; Cypriniformes; Cyprinidae
Gene: tmem150b
Product: transmembrane protein 150B
Exons: 8
Coding region: 136-834 (232 amino acids)
Source: RefSeq, a predicted model, not a curated record